CCUCGCUGGCUGGCCGUCUCGUCGUCGAGCCUAAUUGGCGCCCGGGCUCGGACGCUCAGCGCUUUUCGUCUUUUCCAAUUGGCAAGCUCGGCCAGCUCGCGGGGCAUCGUCUCGCCCUUUCCUAGUGCUGUUCGAUUUCGUAAAUCGAAAAGCGGACCUGCCGAAUCUUCUCUUUCGCGGUCUCUUCCGUGGCCUUCCGCUUCGAUCUCGAAAUCGACGAACUCGACAGCACCCAGGCUGCCUCCAUCUCCAAGGCAUCGGAGCUAGUUCCAACCGACUCCACGGCCCAAAGCAAUUUUUUCGAGUCACUCCCUCCCCCGCUCCCUCCCCCACCCCACCACCACCACCACCACCACCACCAAGUGCUGCCAUCAGGGCCUCCUUGACGGGUUCUUUUGUUUCUUCACUCACAAUUCUCUGUGGCAGGUCUUCAUCAAACUGUCUGCCACGACGCAGCUUCGUUCCCCACCAUUCUUCCUCCAUUCUUUAAAUUUGUCCGGAGCCGCUGUUUUGCGCGUCGUGUCUUUCGUGGUGUCGGGAAAUUUCUUCCCUUCCUCCUACAAAACUGCUGGAAAUUCAAACAGCUCUAGUGUUUGUCAUCUGCACUGCGGAGUUAGAUUUGUAGACCGGCAGGUUCGAGCGAUCAGAUUUUAAAGUAGGCUGAGAGCUCCUUGACCAAGGGAGCGACUUCAUCAGCCCGAAUCGACUCCCUCGUUCGCUGCCUUGCGGCCCUUUUUACAAGCUCGGCCGCAGGAACUGCGUACGAGGAAUCCGAACGGAGAAGGCAGGGACAACAGUGUAUAGUGUCGCAGUGGUGGGAGAGGAAUUUUCUUCCAUUUCGUCUCUCGAUCGAGCGGCAUCGUGGACUGAAACCUCGGCCCCGCUGGAAGGAAGGGACUCGGGUAGUUGGGACAGUGAUCAAUCUUUAGCUCUUUUUUUGUGGGUUUGAGAGCCAGUGGCCGAGAAUAUCUGCCACCACUUCCCAACGCCGCUACAGCAGACUGCCUUAUUUAUCCAUUUUCCAUCAUUCGUCUGCUACGAGAGGGAUUCAAGGAGAAAAGUGCAGUCCGUGGGCCGGAUCACAUUAGCUCAGCGUCCUGAGAUCAGAGGUCAUAGCGAGAGCUUAUUCUCUCUACAUAUAUUCCUUACAGAAUGGGCGUUGAGCACAUUUCCUGUGCUCCAACACGGCAAUCAUCGAAUGGCUGCGCACAGGUCGGAUUAAUGCCCAUGAUCACGCCACCACUCAGCUUCGAUUGCAAGGAGCUCUACAAUGCGGACAUCAAACAAACAAAUUUCAUUUCCCGCAUUUUCCAUAUUCUCCAAGGGUUGAGGCCCGGAGCGGAUUUGACAUCCUUUCAGUUGCCGCCUCACUUUAAUUUGCCCAAGUCACAGCUGCAAUGUUACGCGGAGAUGGUUUACUGCUGUGGGCAGAACCUCUUAGAGCAAUGCGCCGACGGUGCUACACCGAUGGAAAGGUUUUUGGCUGUCGUGAGAUGGCAUAUUUCCACCUGUCGACCUGCUCCGUUCGGCAAAGCUCCCUACAAUCCCAUUCUGGGUGAGACGCAUCAUGUCACGGCCGGCGAUCUGAAUGUCCUCAUUGAACAGGUUUCGCAUCACCCACCGAUUAGUGCACUUCAUGCAACCAAUCAAAAAAAGAAAAUAGAACUCUCGAAUUGGAACCGGCCCGUGCCAAAAUUCAUCGGUACUUCAGUGGAGGUCACAAUUGAAGGCCGGAACUACCUAACAUUAGCUGAGUAUGGGGAGACUUAUGUCAUGACGCCUCCCAAGCUGAACUUCAGGUUUCUACCUCCCCAGGUAUCAGAAUGGACAGGAGACACAACAGUUACUUGUGUGCAGACGGGUUUGCAAGCUACUGUGACCUACAAGUCUCGGUCUUUGCUCUCCCGUGGAAGCAACAGAGUUACCGGCAAAGUCUGCAAAAUCGACUCCUCAGAAAUUUUGUACUCAUUAAAUGGCAGCUGGGACCAGACUGUGACGCUGGAGGAGAAAAUGACAGGGAAGAAGUCAGUCCUCUAUGAUGCCAAGGCAGCUCUAAGUAAUCUGAAAGCACCUGUAAUCAAGAACCCUCAGGCUGUGUCCCCCAUGGAAUCUGUUGAAGUAUGGAGAAAGGUCACCGACGGAGUGUGGAAUCAGGACUGGGACAUGGCAAGGAAGGCCAAAACCACCGUGGAAGAGACACAACGGGAUUUAAGGAAGCAGAGAGCAACUGAUGGUAAAGCCUGGAAGCCCAAGUACUUCAGUAAAACAUCUCAAGAUGAAUGGGAGUGGCAAUUGAAGGGCCAUCCCGUUCCUGAAGGCCCCAUUGUUUUGGAGUCGAAGUAGAUGCAAUUUUUUUGGCUUCCCUCAUUUUUUUGGUUCAGAUAUUGUAAUGGAUCAUUCAAGAUCUCUAGUUUUGUCAAUUUGUAAGUAUUUGAGCUAGUCUGACAGGUCGGAUGUAGUAGUAUCGAGAGGAACGCACAAGAUCAGUUUGAAACAAGAAACAAUCCAAAGAAGAUAUAUCAUGCAAAGUGAUGUGUACAGAUAAGUUUCAUAAUCACUAGGAUAUUCAAGAGACGAUACAGAGUUUACACGCACUCGAAUUUUAACAGAGUCGGCUCAAGUUUUGGCUCCUAGUGCAGUCCUCAUCGGGCAACUGCUUAUGUACCAAAGUGUAAAUAUUAAUAAGAAAGCUUCAGCUGGAAGCUGCAUUCUGCAGAGUAAAGUACAUGUGACAAAAUUCUUGC
Molecule: messenger RNA, 2744 nt
Organism: Marchantia polymorpha subsp. ruderalis
Lineage: Eukaryota; Viridiplantae; Streptophyta; Marchantiopsida; Marchantiales; Marchantiaceae
Source: the annotation of a GenBank genome assembly